AUGUCUUACAUGUCUUCAACAUCUAAUAUUAAUCCAAAUAAAAACACACAACGUAUUAUGUUCAAAAAUUUAGCAUCACAAAAUAAUAAAAACACUGAAAGGUAUCAUACAAAUGACACACUCAGUAUGCCCCAACAAUUUAUUUUAGCAAGUAAAGCUAGAAGUAAAUUGAUUCAAGCCGCUGAAGAUUCUAAAUAUAAAGAAUUUGAUCUAAGGGUCCUAGUAGGUCAUGCAAAUUUCCUAGAUAAAAUCAUGGAUAACAUUGACAGAUUUAGAGAAUCUCAAUCGAUAGAAACUUCUCAAUCAUUAAUUGAUCAGGAAGAAGAUUCGGAUGAAGAAGAUAUUGAUUCGGAUGAAGAUUAUGAUAUUAAUCAAUAUAUGGGGAAUAAUAGGUUCCAACAUGUGGAACAAAUUGAAGAUUUACACAAGUCUAAUGCUCUACAUCAUCACCAUCAUCCUUAUCAUACUGAUGAGGAAGAUAUUAUUAUCAAUUCUUCCUUUGAAUGUGAGGCCAGUCUUAACUCAAAAUCCAUUAUUAAUGAUUAUGAAGAAGAGGGUGAUUCUUUUAAUGCCAUUCAUAAAUUCCAUUCUACAAGUGAUGAUGAGUCUGAAUAUUUCCCCUCUACUUCAGAUUCUUAUCCUGAAUUUUCUACCAUCAAUACUGAAAAUACAUUUGAUUUAAGUGAUUCAAAAGUGACCUCUAGUGGUGAGGAAUCUUCUCCUUCAGAUUCAGAUUCAGAUUUCGAUGAUGAAGAUUUCAUUACUCCUUAUCAAUCUUCUAAUUCUCCAUACAAUAGUGAUAGCAACAGCAGCAGCAGUGAUAGUGAUAUCGACAGUUUCACAAAGCACCAUUCUAGCAGUUCUUCAAGCAAUAAUAGUAGUGAAGAAGACACUUCUAUAAACGCAUUAGGCUACACUACACAUUUAAAAGACUCAACUAAGAUAACAAGACAAUCAAAUAAUUCAAGUAAUGAGAAUUAUAUUUCAUAUAUUCCAAAUCCUAGUGAAAUAAUAAUCGAACAAGAUGCAAUACCGAAAGAUAAAAUUGAUGAAAUCAAUUCUAUAACUUCAGAGGAUGAUGACGAUGACGAUCUUCUAGAUAAACAUCUUGGAGAUAAGUUCACUACAAUUUGGGAAUACCCUGAGGAAGAGGAAACCAUGAAUAUUGCUGAGCAAGAUUUAAGUGGAGUUUCUGUGAGAAACUUGAGUCAUCAUCGUAAUUCACGUCACCAUAGCCAUAUACGUACCAAAUCGCGUAAUUCUACACAGAGAGAAGAUCAUAAAAUAAAUGACAAGAAUUUCGAUGUUUAUAACUGUAUUUUCCCCACAUUACAAGAUCCAAUAAAAAACAAUCAAUGCUAUUACAAGAGACGAUUAACUAAUGAUUUCAUGAACAUUAAAACUGUAGAAUUUUUUUAA
This is a messenger RNA of Henningerozyma blattae CBS 6284, 1419 nucleotides long. RefSeq lists its product as uncharacterized. The record is from RefSeq and is a predicted model, not a curated record. The transcript has a single exon. The coding region runs from base 1 to 1419 and encodes 472 amino acids. NCBI's taxonomy places the organism in Eukaryota, Fungi, Ascomycota, Saccharomycetes, Saccharomycetales, Saccharomycetaceae.